Molecule: messenger RNA, 608 nt
Organism: Lepisosteus oculatus (spotted gar)
Lineage: Eukaryota; Metazoa; Chordata; Actinopteri; Semionotiformes; Lepisosteidae
Source: RefSeq, a predicted model, not a curated record
AUGGGAGGUCUCCUACCUCUCUCCCCUCCAGGUAAUGAGUGUUCUAUUGAUCAGAUGGAGCACGUGCGAGAGAUGCAGGAGAAAUUGGCUCGUCUACACUUUGACCUCUAUGGGGAGGUGGAUGAGAUGCCUGAGGACCAAAAAAAGGUUGCCAGUGACUCAAACUUGGAUAAAUUACUAUUGAACCUUGAAGAGUUGAGUUCUUCAAUACAAAAGCUGAAUCUUGCAGACAUUCAGGAUGUUCCAAAAGCUUCCAACAUCUGACGACAUAUUCAUGUCAAGGACUGCCUUUUGAAAUGCAUCCACAGGAGCUACAGAGCAGUAUAUUUUGACGUAUAUGUAUUCGAAUGUUUUUAAUUUUAGGAUAACUUAAACCAGAAGUGUCUAAAUGCUACGCUACACUGAAAUUUAAGGUAUUUGCUUCUAACUUGUGCAUUUUUUUGUAACUAUUUAAUUUAAUUAUCUUAAAAAAUGUUACACAUCUCUGUUUUAUCAGUGACCUUUUUGUAAAUAUUCUAAAAAAAAAGUGAAUGUGACUUUUCCAUUUUUCAGUUUUUUUUAAACUUGAGGAGUAUUGCCAAUAAAAGUAAGAAGUGUGCUGUGUACAA